This is a messenger RNA of Fukomys damarensis (Damara mole-rat), 982 nucleotides long. RefSeq names its product carbonyl reductase 3 (gene Cbr3). The transcript has 3 exons. The coding region runs from base 2 to 835 and encodes 277 amino acids. NCBI's taxonomy places the organism in Eukaryota, Metazoa, Chordata, Mammalia, Rodentia, Bathyergidae. Gene Ontology annotation, molecular function: carbonyl reductase (NADPH) activity. The record is from RefSeq and is a predicted model, not a curated record.
CAUGUCGUCCUGUCGCCGUGUGGCGCUGGUGACAGGAGCCAACAAGGGCAUCGGCUUCGCUGUCACCCGCGAGCUCUGCAGGCGCUUCUCUGGGGACGUGGUGCUCACUGCGCGGGACGAGGCGCGGGGCCGGGCGGCGGUGCAGCAGCUGCAGGCCGAGGGCCUGAGCCCGCGCUUCCACCUCCUGGACAUAGACGACCUGCAGAGCAUCCGAGCGGUGCGCGACUUCCUGCGCAGGGAGUACGGGGGGCUCAACGUUCUGGUCAACAACGCGGGAAUCGCCUUCCAGGUGGAUGACCCAACACCCUUCGACAUUCAAGCUGAGAUGACGUUGAAGACAAACUUUUUCGCCACUAGAAACGUCUGCACUGAAUUACUGCCCAUUGUGAAGCCACACGGGAGAGUGGUGAACAUCAGCAGUUUUCAGGGCUCCAAGGCUCUUGAAGACUGCAGCGAAUCCCUGCGGGAGCGGAUCCGCUGUGACGCACUCACGGAGGGGGACCUAGUGGACCUCAUGAAAAAGUUUGUGGAGGAUGCGAAAAAUGAGGUGCACAGGAGGGAAGGCUGGCCGGACUCGGCUUACGGGGUUUCCAAGCUGGGGGUCACGGUCUUGUCCAGAAUCGUGGCCCGGCAGCUGGAUGAGCAGAGAGGGCCCGACAGGAUCCUGCUGAACGCCUGCUGCCCCGGGUGGGUGAAGACAGACAUGGCCGGGGACCAGGGCUCCAGGACUGCGGAGCAGGGGGCCGAGACCCCUGUCUACUUGGCCCUGCUCCCCCCAGAUGCCACGGAGCCCCAUGGCCAGCUCGUCCGCGAUAAAGUUGUGCAGCAAUGGUGAACCAGUUCUCACACCAUGGGGCGUCGGUGACGCACAGGCUGCUCCCAGGUCUAAUGCUUAACCUCAGCGGAGGGCUGGGGUUUUAGCUCAGUGGUGCUGCUGCCUGCCUCACAAGUGCAAGGUCCCGAGUGUGAUCCCCGAUACCCC